AUGGACGACGAUGAGCGCAUGGACGACGCCGAGGACGCGCCCGAGCCACAACUGCCUUUGUCUGAAGAUGAGAGGCUCGUCCUCGAACUAUACGACAAAUUGCAGCAGAUACAACUCGAAAUCGCCAUUGUCGAUGCCCAGAAAGCAUAUCAGUCAGCCCCGACAGACGACACACCAGAAGCGCUGGCCGCUGCUCAGGAAGCCUUGUUGCAGGCACGUUCCAAGUACAAGCUACGAAACGACGCCGUCGAGCUCAUCAUGAUGGCCAAUCCCGUGCUCAAGGCCGUCCACGGCGGCACAAACGCAUCUCCCAUAGAACGCGAUUUGCUACCUUACAUUGUCAAGCGCGAUGACGCCGCCGUCCAGGUCGCCAGAUCCGCGGCGCAAGCCCAGAAAUCUCGCGACGCCCUCACCGACGUGCAGGUGGAGACGCUGCGCGUGUGCCGGCGCAACGUCAACCUGACGAGCAAGCUGUUCGACCUCGCGGGGCAGCUCAAGGAGCGCAAGGCCGUGAACUGGGACGGCGGGGAGGAGGCGCUCCGGGUGCGCGACGAGAAGCGCAAGUGGCGCGCGGUCAAGGGCGCGGCGAGCGGCAUUGUGGCCGGUAGCGGUGUUGACUGGGUGUCGGACGAGGCGCUGCGCGACAUGGUGCUCGAUCCGGAAGAUGAUGACUAG
This is a messenger RNA of Akanthomyces muscarius, 675 nucleotides long. RefSeq lists its product as uncharacterized. NCBI's taxonomy places the organism in Eukaryota, Fungi, Ascomycota, Sordariomycetes, Hypocreales, Cordycipitaceae. Gene Ontology annotation, biological process: kinetochore assembly. The record is from RefSeq and is a predicted model, not a curated record. The transcript is spliced from 3 exons. Bases 1 to 675 code for a protein of 224 amino acids. Gene Ontology annotation, cellular component: kinetochore.